This is a messenger RNA of Coregonus sp. 'balchen', 10054 nucleotides long. Lineage: Eukaryota; Metazoa; Chordata; Actinopteri; Salmoniformes; Salmonidae. The record is from the annotation of a GenBank genome assembly.
UGCUACUCGAACCAGCAACCAACUUUUGUUAGGUCUCCACAAGGAAAUGUCUGUCAGAGGGGUGACUUUGUUUUUUUCGAAAUUGUACAACUCUGAAGUUACUUCGUUAAUACUGGACGCUCAUAUUUUAAAUACACUAGCAUUAAUACCAUCGGAUAUAUUUGUGUAAUUGAGUUUAGCAGAAGUCAAUUUGGCCAACGGGAAACGGAUUAUUCUUAGAAUCUUGCCUUCUCGCGGACUUGCUGCUGUAAUUAUUCGCUGCUGUACUGUUAGCUACUAGCUAGCGAUAACGUUUGAUAGUUAGUUAUCUAAAUCGUUUGUUGAAGUAAUUUGGGACAGUUAGUUGUGAUAGUAGUAACUUGAGGGAAUCUUUCACGACAAGAUAACUUCUUUAUUGGACGGAAUACAACGAAAGUACAACGAUAUAGGUAACUUUUUCGUGAAGUUCAAGUUGUUUCGAGCGAAAAUGAACCCUUUUACCAUCAGCUAGCAUGUAGAAAAUUAGCUAGCUAGUUGACAGAGUGAAAUCCGUCGAAAUUGGGUAUGGUGUUGUAAUUUUGUAACGUUAACAAGGAAAUAACUUGCUAACGUUACCUACUUUAGAUUUGUUUAUCCAUAUAACGUUAGCUAGCUAGCUAAUUUAGCAUAGCAAGUUAAUGAUGCGGGAUUCAACAGUGAAUUUCAGUGUUCUCCAUAGAACAUGCAAAUUGGUCGUCCUUCUAUGUUUUUUCCAUAUUUCGGUCACUUUAAUUUUUUACGUGAGGUCGUUAGAUAUUCGUUUUGCGUUUGCACAAAAUCAGCAUGCACACACAGCGAAGCACGACCAAACUACAUCAAAGGACACAGUACCUGAAGCGUUUGAAACAAACCACUUUUCUGUAGACAACAUGACUACAAUCACCAAAGACAUUGGAAAAUGUCCUGACACAUCCCCACUGCUUGGUAAGUAACGUUAGCUGAUAUGGUGCCAAAACGAACAACAUACAUAUUUAAUCAACAAUGCAUAAUCAAUGUGUAUGGCGUAAACUGUAAUUUCACGGGUGCAUUGUAUAGCCAUAUGAUGAUUGGUUGGUAGUCUUGCGAAAGUCUCUUAUCAGCAAACAAUUAUAACAGAUGUUGGCCAUAACUGUCAGGCACAGUCAUUCAUAUGCUCUGAUAAGGAAUGAGUAAAGCGCUUGGAUUACAUGUCCCUUUAUCGUCUAACCUAAUGUCAACAACAAGUUCAAAGUAUAGAUGAGUGCAUAGCCACCAGUCUAUUUCUAAGUUAUUUUAUGACUCCUUACCCUGUAGUGUUUGGUAUUUCACUUGUCUAUUUCUAAGUUAUUUUAUGACUCCUUACCCUGUAGUGUUUGGUAUUUCACUUAGUCAUACAAUAGGCCUAUCUAUAGCCCCACUCAUGUAUUAUUAAUGCAUAGCAUACAGUGGGGGGGGGAAAGUAUUUAGUCAGCCACCAAUUGUGCAAGUUCUCCCACUUAAAAAGAUGAGAGGCCUGUAAUUUUCAUCAUAGGUACACGUCAACUAUGACAGACAAAUUGAGGAAAAAAAAUCCAGAAAAUCACAUUGUAGGAUUUUUUAUGAAUUUAUUUGCAAAUUAUGGUGGAAAAUAAGUAUUUGGUCACCUACAAACAAGCAAGAUUUCUGGCUCUCACAGACCUGUAACUUCUUCUUUAAGAGGCUCCUCUGUCCUCCACUCGUUACCUGUAUUAAUGGCACCUGUUUUAACUUGUUAUCAGUAUAAAAGACACCUGUCCACAACCUCAAACAGUCACACUCCAAACUCCACUAUGGCCAAGACCAAAUAGCUGUCAAAGGACACCAGAAACAAAAUUGUAGACCUGCACCAGGCUGGGAAGACUGAAUCUGCAAUAGGUAAGCAGCUUGGUUUGAAGAAAUCAACUGUGGGAGCAAUUAUUAGGAAAUGGAAGACAUACAAGACCACUGAUAAUCUCCCUCGAUCUGGGGCUCCACGCAAGAUCUCACCCCGUGGGGUCAAAAUGAUCACAAGAACGGUGAGCAAAAAUCCCAGAACCACACGGGGGGACCUAGUGAAUGACCUGCAGAGAGCUGGGACCAAAGUAACAAAGCCUACCAUCAGUAACACACUACGCCGCCAGGGACUCAAAUCCUGCAGUGCCAGACAUUUACAUUUACAUUUUAGUCAUUUAGCAGACGUGUCCCCCUGCUUAAGCCAGUACACGUCCAGGCCCGUCUGAAGUUUGCUAGAGUGCAUUUGGAUGAUCCAGAAGAGGAUUGGGAGAAUGUCAUAUGGUCAGAUGAAACCAAAAAAGAACUUUUUGGUAAAAACUCAACUCGUCGUGUUUGGAGGACAAAGAAUGCUGAGUUGCAUCCAAAGAGCACCAUACCUACUGUGAAGCAUGGGGGUGGAAACAUCAUGCUUUGGGGCUGUUUUUCUGCAAAGGGACCAGGACGACUGAUCCGUGUAAAGGAAAGAAUGAAUGGGGCCAUGUAUCGUGAGAUUUUGAGUGAAAACCUCCUUCCAUCAGCAAGGACAUUGAAGAUGAAACGUGGCUGGGUCUUUCAGCAUGACAAUGAUCCCAAACACACCGCCCGGGCAACGAAGGAGUGGCUUCGUAAGAAGCAUUUCAAGGUCCUGGAGUGGCCUAGCCAGUCUCCAGAUCUCAACCCCAUAGAAAAUCUUUGGAGGGAGUUGAAAGUCCGUGUUGCCCAGCGACAGCCCCAAAACAUCACUGCUCUAGAGGAGAUCUGCAUGGAGGAAUGGGCCAAAAUACCAGCAACAGUGUGUGAAAACCUUGUGAAGACUUACAGAAAACGUUUGACCUGUGUCAUUGCCAACAAAGGGUAUAUAACAAAGUAUUGAGAAACUUUUGUUAUUGACCAAAUACAUAUUUUCCACCAUAAUUUGCAAAUAAAAUCAUAAAAAAUCCUACAAUGUGAUUUUCUGGAAUUUUCUUCUCAGUUUGUCUGUCAUAGUUGACGUGUACCUAUGAUGAAAAUUACAGGCCUCUCUCAUCUUUUUAAGUGGGAGAACUUGCACAAUUGGUGGCUGACUAAAUCCUUUUUUCCCCACUGUAGGUCUACUGCUAGUGCUCUUGAAUUCAUUGUUUGAGUUUGCUUAUUUCCUCACAGGUUUGUUGUUGUUGUUCAGUGGCCUUCUUCCUUAGCUCCGAUUUCAAAAACGAGAUGUUUAUGCAGCUGUGGCCCUAGCGGAUCUAUCCCUCUGCCACAAAACCCUGACUGCUCCAGAGGUGGGAGUCAGUGGAUUACAGUGGUGUGCUCGUUCUGCCCACAGCGGACAUGGAGAUUGAAUUGAAAAGCAAUGCAGUCUUGCAGUUUAGGAACGUCAACCUCUAGGUCACAUUGCAGAAAACAAUACAAUAAGUUCACUACGUCAUAUAUGUAGUAUAACCUUCUGUUCUUUUUUUGUAUGGCUUUUGUAAUUUGACCUACUGUUGCUAAGCACUUACCUACUUGUGUAAGUCACUGGCUUUAAAGAUGCACUAUGCAGAAAUCGCUCUGCCAUUUCCUGGUUGCUAACAUUCUAAUAGUUCACCUAAUUUCACUUUGUGACAAAACAAGCAAGUAUAGUGUAGAGAAUCAUUGUACCAUCUAAACCGCUGUGAAAUAUAUUUUGCAUUACCAAAAAGAUUGUAUUUUCAGCUGUUUGAAUCUGGUGCGCAAAACCGGAAGUAAAAGCCGCAAAAACAAAACUUAAGAACAGGAGGCAUAGAAAUAGCGCACAUAGAACACAUCUACCGCUUCUUAGACUUGCUUUCAAUGAGAGUGACAGAUCUAUAACACAUUUCUUUGUGAAUUUGGUCAAGUUGCCCAUAAAGUUACAUAUUGCAGCUUUAAUAAUAAAACAGUUCAGAAGUCAUUGUCAGGAGAAAAAGCAGUUGCUGAAAACAGGAGAUUGGGUAACUAGGCAAGAUUUCCAUUCUAUAGUAUAGACCUGCCCAGCCUAUAUUAGUCCUACGAUUUUAAACAUUGUCUGUUUGAGCUACAGACUGCUUAACGGUGGCUGAGCUAGAGCAGACUUUGUGAGACACGGUCGGAUCCCAAAAACAACCUUGUCUCACAAACACCGCUCUAGCUCAGCCCCCAUGAAUCACACAGACUGAUGGUCGGUAUCAGCGGAUGCAGAAGAAAUAGACAAAUUCAAUCUAUUAUGACCCUUCUAUGAAAAGCUGAAACUCUCACGAACUUGCACAUGUAACCUAUUUUGCUGUGUGGCACUCAAGCCACACGAGUCGAAGGUAAGAGGUUCUUCUGCAUAGAAGAUCAUAGGAAAUCUCAGGACUUAGUGUCUAUAAAACUAUAAUAUAAUUACAUAGUUGCUGUCACAAACUCCAAACUCCACACAGUUGUCACUGACUAGUUGGAUAUUCAUUUCCCACUGAGCAAACAAUUUAUGUACUUACAGUAUUCUUAUAAAUUCAUAUUUUAUCAGGGUUUUGUUGGUGGACCUUAUUUGUCUUUUGACAUUUGUCAAUAAAACUCAUGCAAAUUGUUUUGUGUUCUACUUGUAGCCCUGGUUUUCCUGAAAAUAAAAUGGUAAAACACUUCAAUGUGAGGCUAAGCAAGCAGAUUUAAUGAAAGUUGUGUUCACUUGCUAUUUCCAUUGGCUCUACCAAAUCAUCACUUAUCAGGGCUGUUUAGAUAUGGAGCCCUGACAAAAAUGUAUGACCUCUCUUCUCUCGUUCUCGUCCAGUUGGCCCACUGCGAAUUGAGUUCUCCAACCCAGUCAGCCUGGACGUGGUAAGGAAGGAAAACCCCAAUCUUAAGAAUGGGGGGCGCUUCAAGCCCAAAGACUGCGUGGCCCUCCAGAAGGUGGCCAUCAUCAUCCCUUUCCGCAACCGCGACGAGCACCUCAAGUUUUGGCUCUACUACCUCCACCCAAUCCUUCAGCGCCAGCAGCUGGACUAUGGCGUCUACGUCAUCAACCAGGUGGGUCCCUCCCGGCCAGCCCCUGUCUGCUCCAUGUCUGCAUACAGCAGGGUGGAGUAGUGGGAAAUGCAGGUUGAAAGGUUUUAACCAGUGUGCAAGUUUCAGUGCAGGGAGUGCCGUUUUAAUUAGGCUGUCUGAAUGCAAGAAACAAACAAAGGUGGUCUGUAUAUUUCAAAUAUAAGCUAGCUAGAGUUUACUGGUACCGUAAACCACAAGUACAGGUACUUUCGCCAUAUUUUAUUUGGGUUUUACGCUUUUAAGCAGAAUGGGUUAGGCUGUGUAAAAACAAAAUGGCAUCAAGCCAUUACAGGCUGUAAUGGCAGCUGCCAAGUGACUUGGCUAGUUGAGACAUGUGCUGGUAGAUUUGUUUGCUUAUUGAGUUGGCAAACUCUUCUGGGAAAGCAAACUUCAGUCAGAUUCAACUUUGUGUAGCUUGUCAGAGAUAAGCUUUUUAGGCCCUUUUUUCUCCCAGUCUGUCAGAAAGGUUUGAAAUGUCUCUCAUUUUCGAUAAAGUAAUUUCUUGAUUUAUAGUCAAGAGAAAGAGUAGGCUAGCAUCCAAAUAACUGACGCCUCCCUUUUUAAGAACUCCUACAAUUUGCAGUAGUCCGUUGUGUUCCCGUAUAUGGGAAGAAAUCAGAUCUUGCGACAUAGUGCCAGCAUUUGUCUCUGCGUCUGUUCUUUGUCCAUCAGCAAUUUCCUUUAUUUAUUCAUGGUGUUUGCACAACCAAGAGACUAUCGGGCUCUCUAUCGUCAAACUAGCACUGAACACAUGGACGUGACACAGAAAUAGCCCCGUCUGAAAGCCACACUAUGUCCAUCUCUGUCACUUUUUAAAGACCUGAGAGAAUAGCCCCGUCUGGAAGGCUAUUUUUUAUCCUCACACAUUCCUGUCUCUUUUCAUCAAGAUCCUUUAUUGGAAUAAAGGAACACUCUUUCUUUGACGUACACAAAGGUAUAGAGUUGGUUACAGAUAACUAAAGGAAGAAUUCAACAAGGGUUGUACUUAAACUUUAAUGCAAAACAGUUGGGGAACCUGGCCUGGACACAACAUUUAUGGUCUUUUCCAGAUCUAAAAAUAGUCAGUAGGCCUAAUUUUGACCUUUUUAUUGUAAUCAUAUAGGCCUAGUUUAUAGUUUAGUAGGGCUGAGAAUUGCCAGGGACCUCAAGAUACGGUAUUAUCAUGAUACUUAGGCGCUGAUACGAUAUGUAUUGCGAUUCUCACGAUUCUAUACGUAUUGCGAUUUGGUACUGUGAUUUCUAUUGUGAUUCGAUGUUCCAAACAAAUUGCUCACCAAAUGUCUGCUGCAGAGGGACAAGCGCGAGCCAUGAUAACUUGUUUUGAUCAGUCAUGGUAAUGAAAGCACUGAAAACAAAUUGGCUCCCUAUUUGAGAACAAGCUAUUAGGGAAAAAUAGUGGCGUUUUGGUGCAAGUACAGCCGACUAGCACAAAAAUAAUAUUCUGAUAUGUAACUAUCGAUACAAAAUAUAAACUUUUAUCAUUGUUUAGUGCAUGUAGUUAAGUGCUCAGGUGAUAUCAAGUCUGUUCUUUUUUGUUUUUUUAUUCAUCACAACUUAUGCAUUUUGACCAAAGCACAGUUCUACACUGGUUUGACAGGCUCUUGGUGCAACAUAGUGAAUAUCAUGUUGCUUCUAAUCAGUUUUGAUCAAAGACUGACAAGUUGACCAUAGACUAGUGGUCAUGAUAAGCACUUAGUGCCACAACAAGUUGACUACUCAGUUUUGACUACUAUCCUAGCUGCAAACUGGCCUGGUUUGUUGGUUGUUAUCACUGGCAAUCAUUAGCCUGAGUGGUGCGACCUAUAGGGACCUAUAAAAUCAAUGUCAUUUUUUGCGUGAUUCAUUUUUUUUAUUUAUUCUGUUUUCUCCUUUUUUAGAUUUUCAAGGUAAAAUGUAUAUAAAUACAAAAAUAUCUGUUUUGUUUUUAUAGAAAACUAAAUUGGAUGUUCUAAGUCCACAACAAUGCUUAAACCACAGCAGGAGACUACUUUUGAGGUCUGGGAAAAAUCUAAAAAAUGUAGUUACCCAAAAAGUAAUAUUUUCUCCCCGCUCUGCUGACAAGUAUAUUUCUCCUCUCAUAAAGGAGUAAUAAAGGCCUAGUGUACUAAUUUGAGUUUAUCAGGGGGUUCAGCACCUCUACUUCCUAUGCCUCAUUAGUAACAUGAGACCACAGAUGGGCAGAAACUUGUUUUGCGCGUGCUCUCAUUUAAAGUGUUCCAAGUAAUUAGACUGUAUUCUCACAGGUAUGGGGAUUUCCUGACUCUGUGAAUACUAGAGUUGGCCUCAAGGGUAUUUUGAAAUCAAUCUGGCAAAAGGACAAACUCUAAUAUGAAUGCCACUACACAUCCCAGAAUUGACAAUAUGAAAAUGUAUUAGUUAUUGGGAAAUCUAAUCCCAUUACAUGCAAAUGCUGACCUGAACGUAGGAUAACGAUAUCCAUCCUUCUCAAUAUCCUUCAAGUCAUCAACACUGUCUAGGAUAAAGCAAAGUAACAUUUGAAAAUUUAUUGACAAGCCAAAGUUAAUACUGGCAGACAGGACCAUAUUGUAGAUUAAACCUAUUCCUGUUUGUUAAAAAAAAAAAACGUAUCAGUUAGGUAUAGUUUAAUGAUCCAUUUAAUGACAUGAUUCUUUGCAGAUGGAGGUACUAUUGGCUCUUGGGAGGCCAGUACUGUUUUUCAGCUUGAAGGCGUAAUUGACUCUUCGUUCACGUCUCAUGCCAGGACAUGAGUCUGUUGCCUCCCACCCUCUAACAGGUCAAAUGUGGGUCAACCAGCAUGUUGUAGUGUAGAGUGAACGCCACACCUAGAACGUCAUACGCAGCAAAUACAUGGUUCUAUUUGAUCAUAUAAUACUUUUUUAUCGUAUACUCUACUCCAGUCUCCAACACAAGUAGAAAAUUAGUUCAAGACGUCAGCCUUGACAUGGUGGUGUCCACUGCAAAUAAAAGUAGCUUUAAUGGCUGCUGUUAUACUGAUGGGCCAAUCUGACUUUUUCCAUAGUCGAGUGGCCUAUCUAUUGCUAAAGGGCUCUUCAAUGCAGUCAAACACAAUUAUUGGGUCUUUUUUGGAAUUCUACUCAAUCUUUCUGUUUCUCUCUUCUGUUUCUCCUUUCCUAUCCUUUCCUCUCAUUUUAUUUCUUCCUCCUUUCUCUGCCCCCUUGCUCAAACCGCCACCCUUUUGCAUGUCAGACGUAUCUGGCCAAUGGCUGUGGUCGCUGGAAGAGGAGAAAAUGGUCCCCUGCUUGCUCUGGCCAAUUGCGUGACUCCAUGGGCUGAGGGGUUCUACUGGUAAUAUGGGCUUCUUUUCUCUCUAUCUGUCUCUCGCUCCCUCAUUGACUGAGAGAAAUCUAUUUUGGUCACAUGCACUUUUUUCAAAAUCUUCUUCACUUGCUUCUUUCUGUCUUUGCAAAUGAUCCACACACCCUUUCUGCAGAUGAUGCUGUCAUGCACUGGAGGAGAGAGGGAUGCAUCACUUGGUGGAGAUAAAAACCACACUCCCAUAAACAAACACACUCAUAGACCUCCUUAGCGUAUGUUUAUAUCAGACCAUAGCGGAUGUCAAGAAGUUUAUUUUAAUCAGGUGUCAUAUGUCUGUCUCUCUUAUCACCACAAUGUGUAACAUAACAUGUGACCGACAACAAAGUGCUUCAGCAGAGAACACUACUUACUGAACAUUGAUUCAAUUGUCGGCACUCCUGUCCAGGUUUUCCUGCUCUGUUUAAGUGAAUUGUUUAAAAACACUAGCCACACUUUCAUUUGAGGACAUCAGUCCUUGUUUCGAUUGCAUGUUAUUAGGGGGUUUCAUCUGCCCCGAUUUGAAUAUUUUAGCCAAAUUUGGUUCUAUGGGUAUUCAAGCGAACCUUUUCAGGAGGACCAUCAGAUAAAGCCAGUGAUAUAUGAGACGUGUCCACUGAAAGGCACAAUGUGCUCUUUUAGUAUUUACAUUUCUCCGGUAGGUUUCCUUAAGGAGAAAGCCUCCACUUCAACGUUAAAGAUAAUAAAACAAAAACACUAUAGAAAUACUUCCGUAUUCACUGUAGUGUUUUUACGGACAGUAAAGUAUUAAUACCAUAGUAUACUAUAGGAUUUUUUCAUGUGGGCAACAAGUAGUAAAUGACAUAACAGACUGAAAAGAGCCCCGAAUCUAUUGACUGAGCAGAGGAUAAAGGCUGUACAGAGUACAAUAUGAUAUGCUGCCAUUCAAUCCCCCGAUUUAAGGAUAUUCUGCCCCCUAUUCUUUAAUGAAGAUAGGCCCAUGAUUAUAAGACGAGGACAGCUAAAGCGCGAUGCUGAGGAAAAAGUACUGUACUGCUUGAAGAGUUUCGAAAUGGGAAAUGGCAUAGGUUGUCCCCCAGAGAGAUGACCUAUCCAUGUUCUUGAGCAAUCCUCUUACAGCUACAUCGAGUCACAUUAGAGCUGGGCCCGCAGAGCUUUGAUGACACUGCAUCAGCAUCACAGAACAUGAAUUUCAAUUCAAGUUUGUAAGUACCGACAUUCUCCUGAUUAAGAGUAAACGCAUGUUUUCCAGCAAACAACAAGAUGCCUACACAACGUCAUCAAAGACAAACGUUUAAGUCCUGUAUUGUAUGCACCAAUAUUUUUCAAUUGUCCAAACCUUCCAGCUAAACAAGUCUGGUACGUUUUCUCUGUAAACGUCAGUGUAUGAUGUUUGUAGUGUCUAGUGCUCAGUCUCUGACACGUUUGCAUUGUCAAUCACAUUAUAAUAGAUGGCCCUCUGGAUGCUUCAGUUUAGCCUUAGUUCUGGUGUGCGCUUUAGUCCCAUUAGACAUGGGUGGCCAACCAACCAAUGACGACCAGAGUUGCCUACCCCUGUCUAGACACUCAAAAAUAAGUAUUUAUUUCUACACGAUUCACCUUCCAAUUCUAACCCCAUAUUCCCUCCAUUCGCACGCUCUAGGACGGUGAUGAGGUCUUUAACCGCGCCAAGCUCCUCAACGUUGGCUACUCGGAGGCCCUAAAGGAGUACGACUACGGCUGCUUUGUGUUCAGCGACGUGGACCUAAUCCCCAUGGACGACCGCAACACCUACAAGUGCUUCAGCCAGCCCAGGCACCUGUCUGUCUCCAUGGACAAGUUUAGCUUCAGGUAA